Messenger RNA from Kwoniella mangroviensis CBS 8507, 942 nucleotides. RefSeq lists its product as uncharacterized. Bases 1 to 942 code for a protein of 313 amino acids. Gene Ontology annotation, biological process: Golgi calcium ion transport; manganese ion transmembrane transport; Golgi calcium ion homeostasis. NCBI's taxonomy places the organism in Eukaryota, Fungi, Basidiomycota, Tremellomycetes, Tremellales, Cryptococcaceae. Gene Ontology annotation, cellular component: fungal-type vacuole membrane; Golgi apparatus. Gene Ontology annotation, molecular function: manganese ion transmembrane transporter activity; calcium ion transmembrane transporter activity. The transcript is spliced from 5 exons. The record is from RefSeq and is a predicted model, not a curated record.
AUGGCAGAGAUAUCAGAGGGCGAUUCCAACUUCGAUGCCCUUUUCAAGGCAUUCGUCAUGAUCGUCGUAUCGGAGAUAGGAGACAAGACGUUCCUUAUAGCUGCUAUCAUGGCCACUCGACAUCCCAGAGUAACAGUCUUUGGAGGUGCUUUUGCGAGCUUGGUAGUUAUGAGUAUAUUGAGUGCUGCGCUGGGCAGGGUGAUAUUGGGAUUGAUACCCAAGGUUUGGACACUGUGGGCAGCAUCCAUCCUAUUUUUGGUAUUCGGAAUCAAGAUGUUACAAGAAUCAUUCUCAAUGGCAGCUGGUAAUUUCCAUAUCCAAGAGGAGAUGAGAGAAGUAGAAGAAGAAUUAGAAGAAGAUUCGGCAGUUCACGAUAGCCAUAAUGCUAGAGGUACAAGCUCGAAUAUCCCCUUGGAAUCGUUGGAAGAAGGAAAAGUUUUGAGUGGAGGUGGAGCGGUGGAUAUCCCUUCUUCACCUUCAACUAGGAAUUCAAAAUUACCAAAUAACAAAUAUAAGACUGGUCCAAGUAUACAUUUCCCACUUUCCGGUUCUUCACGUCAAAAUGGUGGAGUUGGACCAUUAGAACACAGACACUGGACAAUAACGGUUAAAGAGAAAUUAAGGAAUAUAAUUCAACUUCUUACCAAUCCUGUCUUCGCCCAGGCUUUCGUUUUGACCUUUUUGGGUGAAUGGGGAGAUAGGUCUCAGAUUACUACGAUAGCGAUGGGUGGUGCUCAUAGCGUCCCAGUCAUCGCGUUUGGUACAAUAUUAGGACACGGUGUAUGUACGGCGGGAGCAGUAGUGGGAGGAAGGUACUUAUCUACGAAGAUAUCCGUCAAGCAUAUCUCACUCCUCGGUUCAGCGGCAUUCAUAAUAUUCGCUUUCCUAUAUGCUUUAGAAGCAUAUUACUAUAGACCUGAAUUGGAUGACGGUGCUUUCUAA